AGCUCAUGAGUGGACUCAACUUUCAUCUGUGAACGUGGCCCACUGGAGGAAAGCCCAAUGAAAAGUUUGGUUGCCCCCGAACCAAUUCAGUCGGAGUGGAGCAAGUGAACCCCUGCGGCUAUCCACCCACCACCCGCCACCCCGAGCCACCCACUCUAGUCAAAUUUAAUAAAGGCCGCACUGAGCUUCUCUGGUGGUGACUGGCCCACUCUGUCGAUGUCCUGAAUUGUCCUGGCGGGCUCACGCAGUGCGACAAAAGCCGCCCGCAGCGUUUUUAUAUGCGCACAUAAUUCAGAGCGUCGGCCAGUAACACCCGCUGCCAAAAGUUAAUGCCCAAAAGCUCGGCCGCCACAAUGAUAACCAACAAUAAUUUGGAUUAUGACCAGGGCAGCGCCAGCAGCAACACCGUCGCAGCAGCAACAUCGACCGCAAGCACAGCGGCAACAUCGGCGGCCAUGAGCAACAGAAAUGGCAGCACCAGCAGCAGCAGCAACUCCUCGCCCACGGCAGACAAUUCAAAUUCAAAUUCCAACUCAAACUCAAAUAUAAAUCCGAACUCGAAUCAGAAUCAGAAUCAGAAUUCCAACUCCAAUUCAAACUCGUAUUUCAACCGAUUUGACAAUCGUAUAGCAGCAAAUUUGGCUGCCGUUUUAACAGGAGCAGGAGCCCGUUUUCGAUCAUCAUCCUGCAGCAAUCGUCAGCCAGCUGGAUUGGCCAAUUCGGCCGCUUUGAGAUCCCCCUUGGCCACCAUUAGCCGGGGUAAGACAAGUCUGGCCACGCCCUCUUCGCCCGCAAGUCUUGGACGCCGCCGCCCCCUGCAACUCUUCACGCACGCGAAUCUCAAUUGCAAUGACAACGAAAAGGUGGCCAAAACACCGAGCUCUGAUGAGGACAACUCGCCCACCGAACUAAACAGUUGCAAGCGAUUGGCGGACAAGCCUCCUUUGGUCAAACGGCUGACGAUGGGUCUGCUGCGUCACAACGAGGAGUCACGCCCUCUGGUGGGCGACAUGACCCCUUUGAGUGCGCCCCUGGACAUCCAGCCAGUGUAUUCGAAUGGCUACAUCAACGAGGACUCCUACAUCGACAGCAAGUUCGGUGACUCGUGCCGCCAAUCCUUGACAGCCAUUCCAAUGCUGGACAAUGUCAAUCUGAACGACAACAACGAGUUCAACCUGAAGAAGCGAUAUUUAAGGGAGACGAGCAGCGCAAACUCAAGUCCCAAAAUCUUUGCGAAUCGCCUGCGGAUGAACCAGGGAGCCAGUGCCCAGCGGAGCAGCAGUCUGGCCAACGCAUUUGGGAAUGUGGGAGGCGAGGAGGAGGACCUGGAUCUGAAGGAUGCGUGCUGGUAUCAGGCGGGCAUUUCCCGAGAUAUAGCCGUAGAGGUCCUGCAAAGCAAGAGCCCAGGUGCGUUUCUGGUGCGCAAGAGCAGCUCCAAGCCAGGAUGCUAUGCACUGACACUGCGCGUACCUUCGCCACCUGGGCCAAAGAUAGCAAACUAUAUUAUCCUGAGAUCCCCAAGGGGCUACAAAAUAAAGGGCUUUCGCAAGGAGUUCUCCAGCUUGAAGGCCUUGAUCACACACCACUCGGUGAUGCCCGAACUGCUGCCCGUUCCACUGGCCAUGCCCCGACCCACCAACAUGUCAUCCUCCCGGCGGAAUCUCGACGACUUUGAUACCUACGACUCGCUGCAGAUGCUGCUGAAGUAUCUGCGUGCCAAGAACAUGGAAACGGAGCAGCAGCAGUAGCUAAUGGAGGAGAUCGAUCAACUGGUCGCACAAAAUUACAUUUAAGUUCUGGUGCAGCAAAAUAGUUUUGCUUGAAUCGGACCGAUACCGAGAAAAUGUGAUACUCUAUGAAAAAGAAA
Messenger RNA from Drosophila rhopaloa, 1867 nucleotides. It is a transcript of the gene PVRAP, whose product is annotated as tensin-1. NCBI's taxonomy places the organism in Eukaryota, Metazoa, Arthropoda, Insecta, Diptera, Drosophilidae. The record is from RefSeq and is a predicted model, not a curated record. The coding region runs from base 330 to 1748 and encodes 472 amino acids. The transcript has 6 exons.